Molecule: messenger RNA, 717 nt
Organism: Cercospora beticola
Lineage: Eukaryota; Fungi; Ascomycota; Dothideomycetes; Mycosphaerellales; Mycosphaerellaceae
Biological process (GO): mitochondrion organization; small GTPase-mediated signal transduction
Cellular component (GO): mitochondrial outer membrane
Molecular function (GO): GTPase activity; GTP binding
Source: RefSeq, a predicted model, not a curated record
AUGGCAGCCAUCAGAGCAGAGGCCCUCCGAGGCCCAACAGAGGCAACCAUCCGCGAUGCCAUGACCCCCAUGAGCGAGGCCCCGGUCGUGCCAGUCCUGCUGUUGGGAGAUUCCGGGGUCGGCAAAUCCACCUUCAUCUCACGUCUCACAAAGGGCCAUGCCUAUCGAGGGCCGCUUCCACAGCUGCGCGACCUCGAUCAGCCCUUCGCCUUCCACAUCCGCAUGUACAACAGGCCCUAUCGAUUCGAGUUUUACGACACUGCAUCUCCAGAGAAUUACACCCUCCUACGACCAGCCAUGAUCAUCCUCUGCUACUCCAUCGCUGACCCCAAAACACUGACAUCCCUGCACACCACCUGGAAGCACCAAGUCGAGACGCAUUUCAAUUACGAUGAGUCUUUACCCGUGGUUGUUCUGGGUCUGAAACGAGAUGUACGCAGUCAGGAUGAUUACGGAGGCACGAUCCGUAGACCUGCUCCGAGUCAUGAGGAUGACGAAGCCGAUGGGGAUGAUGCCCUAUUGAAUGGACGCACAUUCGUCUACCCCCAAGAAGCACUACGCAUUGCACAGGAGAUGCGAUGUGACAUGUACGCCGAAUGCUCUGCACUGACUGGAGAGCUCUGUGAGGCCGCAAUUGAAGACAUCAGUAAAAGAGCUGCACGAACCACUACUGUCAAAGGCGCCAAGACAGAAAGCCCUCAUUGUGUCAUUCUCUGA